AUGAUGGUGCAGCCUCUAACUGCGAUUGUGACUGGCGCGGCGCGGGGAAUCGGUCGAUCAAUAGGACAUCGCCUAGUCCAGGACGGCUACCGCGUUGCUAUCAAUGACGUUCCAAGUUCCCUUGCGGAGAUCGAAGCAGUCGUGAACGAGCUCAACAGCACUGGCGUUAAGGGUUCUGCCGCACCAACGACUCGAGCGAUAGCCAUACCCGGAGAUGUGACUUCGCAGAGCGACGUGGCGUCAAUGAUAUCGAGAACUGUGUCUACGUUGGGACCGCUGCACCUUAUGGUUGCCAACGCCGGGAAGGCCCCGGUCAAGCCUUUGCUGUCCUCUACAGCGGACGACAUUACGGACGUGUUCUCUUGCAACUUCAAGGGAGCCUUCAACUGCUACACCGAGUCGGCCCGCCAAAUGAUUGCGCAAGGGGACCCGGAGAAGGUAUUUGGACGGCAAAAGUACAAGAUUGUCGGCGCGUCUUCCAUCGCCGGUUUCAGGGCGUUUGCAGCGCUGGGGCUGUACUCUGCCAGCAAAUUCGCAGUCCGUGGGCUCACCCAGGCUAUGGCGAUGGAACUGGCUUCUCACCAUAUAAAUGUCAAUGCCUACGCCCCGGGAAUAGUGGGGACGUCCAUGUGGGACGAAGUAGAUGAGAUGCUAGGGCAGAUUGAGGGAAGGGCCCCUGGCGAGACUCUUAAACAUUACAGCAAGAGUAUUGCGCUCGGGAGGACAAGUGUCCCGGAAGAUGUUGCUGGGCUGGUGGGUGGUUUUCUCGCAAGCCAGGAUUCCGACUAUGUGACAGGGCAAACUAUGCUGGUUGACGGGGGCAUCGUCCUUACUUGA
This is a messenger RNA of Aspergillus puulaauensis, 837 nucleotides long. RefSeq lists its product as uncharacterized. The record is from RefSeq and is a predicted model, not a curated record. Lineage: Eukaryota; Fungi; Ascomycota; Eurotiomycetes; Eurotiales; Aspergillaceae. Gene Ontology annotation, molecular function: oxidoreductase activity, acting on the CH-OH group of donors, NAD or NADP as acceptor. The coding region runs from base 1 to 837 and encodes 278 amino acids. The transcript is spliced from 2 exons.